Metarhizium robertsii ARSEF 23 is the source of this 825-nucleotide messenger RNA. RefSeq names its product triose-phosphate transporter. Lineage: Eukaryota; Fungi; Ascomycota; Sordariomycetes; Hypocreales; Clavicipitaceae. The record is from RefSeq and is a predicted model, not a curated record. The coding region runs from base 1 to 825 and encodes 274 amino acids. The transcript is spliced from 2 exons.
AUGAAACUGGAGAAUCUCAACUUCACACUUCCCGAGGGGACAACAAACCAUGGCAACCCUCAUCUGCUUUGCUUUCCAACGAGAUGGAACGACAUCGCGGUUUUCAUACUAGGAAACUAUGUUGCUCACGCAACAACUGUCAAAACGCCGCCCGCAAGCUCACCCAUUGCAACCGCAUGGUUCAUGUUAGGAUCGCUCCUUGUGCCGUCAACAGGUCUCGCCUUUGGCAUGCUGGCUAUUUAUCAAGCUCGGAAGGGCUUCAAACAGUCUAGUUUACGAAAAGCCACUCUAGCACGCGCGCUCUGCAUGUACGUGAGGGCUGAUGACUGGUACAUCAGGUCGUGCUCCAGCAGCCAGACUGUACAGGUUAAAGCGACGGUGAACACCUCUCCCUUUCAGGAGAAUCGACUAACUAUCUGGCGUCUAUUCCAUGCGGUCUCCAGGCAAGGAAGCUCAGUCAUGUGGUCACUGCCGGCCUUGUUUCGCUUGUAUGUUAGUCUCUCGUUUGACCUGACAGCCCGCCAUUUGUUUUGCAUGAUGCAAGCAAUAGGGAAUAGCCAUAGACAACAGUCCGAGCGAAUACAGCCCGUUUCUGAAGAUGUAUUGUCUUCGGACAGGUAUGUUCAAGAACACGUCUAUCUGCCCGAUCUUUUGCUCAUCAUUUCAUCGGCAAGUACUGUUGUUGGGCAAAGCGGAAGCCAGCAGCCGAUUGAAACCGCCGUCAUUUACACCACGCAGGCUGUCUUGCCGUCCUUAUCCGCCGACCCGGGCCCCCUUCGCGAGAAGAUCCUUGACAACAGCCGCGUGCCCGUUUUCAGCAGCUAA